UUAAAAUCAAAUUUUUUGAAAAAUAUAUAAUUAUUGUGUGUGAUGAAAUAAAUUGACAUAUAUUUGAUAAAUGUUAUAACUGCUGGGAAAUUAAAUUUGUUUUUUAAUUAAACAUCAUUAAUAAACUCAACGAGGGACUGCUUUCUUUUUACAGAGAUCGCUUUAAAGAAUUUACUGAAUUAAACUUAUUGUUAUUGAGAAAAUCGUUGCAGUGAUUUAAAGAUUUGUGAAAGAUUGCUUGAAUUAUAUUCUGAAGAUGAAGAAAUUUUUGUUGCUCGUAACCUGCAUUCAAUCCGCACUAACUGUCAUUGGCAUGCAUUACAGGGAUAGUAAUUUUCUGAACCACGCGCAAAUGGUGUACGAAUUUCAAUGCUCCUUACCGCAACUAAGGGCUGUCCGGGUAGAGGAUCUCCUAACUGCGGGUCCAGGACCUGACGAAAUCUUCUAUCCCUCAUCCACGGUCCUAGCGCGAUGCGCAGAAUCAGGAUGCUGUCCCGAUUCCAAGCAAGUCUGUGCUCCAAUCGAGACCAAAAAUGUCAGCCUCGUCUUCAUGAUCAGGCACCGUAUCGAUCAACAACGAGAUCGUCAUCAUGAAAUCAUCCAUGCUCUGGAGCACACCAAGUGCGCCUGUAUGAAUAAAUCUCUAGCCGCUAAGAAUGGCAAGAUUUGAACAAGCGUAUAUGCAGAUAAUAAUCUUCUUAAAUACACGAUGAAUUAAAAAAAAAACAAUGGAAAUGAAUUAUAGAGAUUAAAAGAUUCUUAUUCCUUAAAAUAAAAAAAAUCGAAAGAUUCAAUAUUUUUUAAA
Cataglyphis hispanica is the source of this 805-nucleotide messenger RNA. RefSeq names its product placenta growth factor-like. Bases 257 to 670 code for a protein of 137 amino acids. NCBI's taxonomy places the organism in Eukaryota, Metazoa, Arthropoda, Insecta, Hymenoptera, Formicidae. The transcript is spliced from 2 exons. Gene Ontology annotation, molecular function: growth factor activity. Gene Ontology annotation, cellular component: membrane. The record is from RefSeq and is a predicted model, not a curated record.